Molecule: messenger RNA, 3567 nt
Organism: Osmerus eperlanus (European smelt)
Lineage: Eukaryota; Metazoa; Chordata; Actinopteri; Osmeriformes; Osmeridae
Gene: zc3h7a
Product: zinc finger CCCH-type containing 7A
Exons: 23
Coding region: 174-3074 (966 amino acids)
Biological process (GO): miRNA processing
Molecular function (GO): metal ion binding; miRNA binding; protein binding
Source: RefSeq, a predicted model, not a curated record
CCACAGGGCAGGCCUGCAUUAAUAUAGAAUCAAUGAUCGAUCAUGAAGCUGACACUACCAGAGCUAAGUGCGCGCGGCUAGAUAACAGAAAGAUCAGACUGACCACAUACAGUCGCAAAUGUUAAGCCAAUACAUUCCAUGUGCUGACAUCAGAACCUGAUAACACAUGAGACAUGGCUACAGUGUGUCUAGACAGAAGCAGUCGGUGGCAGAGUAUUCAAAAUGGGCUGCAGUUUAUCCAGUCAACUCUCCCCUUUCCUGGAACACAGGGCCAAUAUGAGGUAUUCAUUCAGGACCUUGUGAGAAAUCUGUUCGGUGAGGGCAAUGAUGUUUUCAAAGAAGGAGAGUGGACAAAAUCUAUUGAAAUGUACACAGAGGCCUUGAGCAUAGCAGAAUAUGCAGACUCAGAGGACAUCACUGUCUCUGGGGGAAUAUUGGAAAGCCUUUAUGCCAAUCGUGCUGCUGCAUACCUAAAUAUUGGGCUCCAUGACCAAGCAUUUGAGGACUGUGAGAAAGCCCUUCAAUUGAAUGAAGGAAACUAUAGAGCUCUGUACAGGAAAGCCAGAUCUUUAAAGGAGAUGGGAAGGCACCGAGAGGCCUAUGAAGCUGUUGCUAAGUGCUCUCUUGCAGUGCCUCAGGAUCCCAAUGUCAUACAGUUGACUCAGGACCUCGCCAAAAUGUUGGGAUUGAAAAUCCGUAAAGCCUAUGUCAGGAGCAAGCCUGCCUUAAAUGCCUUGCCUGGGGCAACCUAUCCAGGUGCCUCCAAUGAUAAGUUUUCCCAUGACUCUACAUCUGUGGAAGACAUAGAGAUGGAAGCGUCUCAGGGCACUCAGGAAACAAACAAAAGGAGUCCAGUACCAGUCCCAGCCCCGGUAGUUCAUCCCCCCAGUAACAAGAAAGUGGAUGUUGAAUCUGUACCUGUCAGAGUUUCUUCAGUCUCGCCCACUAAGGCACAUGACCUGAAGCCCAUCUCAGUGUCUGUGUCCAUGCCAAUGGUGAAUGGUAUUAGAGCCAAUGACUCCUAUCCAGUGCCAGAAUCACGCUUGGACUAUGAUCCAGAAAUUAUUGGAGAUGAUCUUGAUGAUCUUCUGGACCAAGCUGGUCCCUCGGACGCUUCAAUUGGCAUUCUCACAGUAAAGGGACCUAUUCCUUUACCUACUAGCGUUGCCUCAGUUCAUUCCAUGCCUAGUCCAUUCCUGAUGCCGUCUCACAUUAGCCCAUUCCUACUUAUGGGGCCUCAGUGCACCAUCAACCUGCCUCUCCCUUACCACAAGGCAGGAUCAAGUGGAUAUUCUUUAGGUCUGGAUUCCUUCGCUUCGCCCUUGGAUUCACUGGACAGUCUUUCCAUAUCAGAACCCCAAACAGGAUAUGCUCACCAUUCCUUCAUAAAGCAGGUGAGCAAUGAUGAAAAGCCAAUGGGAAUGGCUGUGGGUAUGCCUGGUAUGAAUUACACUGCUCUGGAUUUAGCCAAAAAUCCAUUGGUUGAAACGCACGAGUUUAAACAAGCAUGCUUACAAUGCUUCAUCAAAACCGGGCAGGGCGUGUUGGAUUACACGCUUGUUACUGAGGAUCACAAAUGCAAAAAGGAUGUGUUACUUGGUCGGUAUAAGCACACCCACGACCAAACAUGGAAGCUUAUUCGGACAAAGCCAAUGAAGACUCAGUAUGUUGGACCAUACCAUAUCUGCAAGGAUGUUUCCAACGGAGGCGAGUGCCGAUACCCUGGACACUGCACUUUUGCAUACUGCCAAGAGGAGAUUGAUGUUUGGACACUGGAGCGCAAAGGUUUCAUCUGCAGAGAUCAGCUUUUUGAUCCGUUUGGGUGUGUCCCUAAGAUCAGUAUGACUGUCCCAAAGAUCUUACAGGAACACCAUGGGACCUUUAUGUUCCUCUGUGGCGUGUGUUUUGAUCACAAACCACGAAUAAUCAGCAAAACCAACAAGGACAACUCCUCUCUUUGCUCCCACUCUGUGACAAAGCAUGACUUUGAAGAUCAAAAGUGCCUGGUUCACGUAUUGAGGGAGAACACCAUACGUUACUCCAAAAUCCGCCCUUACACUCAGCAUUGCCAGAUGGAUCUCUGUCGCCACGAGGUACGCUAUGGCUGUGUACGGGAGGAUGAGUGCUUCUUUGCCCAUAGCCUGGUUGAGCUGAAGGUCUGGAGGAUGCAGAAUGAGUUUGGCAUCACACAUGAAAGUAUUGUACAGGAGGCAAAUAUGUUUUGGCGCAUGGAGGCCCAGAAAUUUCCCACUGCACCAAAAACAUUUGGGCCACCAAAUCUGAAGAUCCUCUUUGUUUGUGGUCAGUGUUGGAGAAAUGGCCAACAAAGUGAGGCUGACAAAAGCAAGAAGUAUUGCACUGCCAAGGCCAGGCAUAUGUGGGCGAAAGACAGACGAGUGGUACUGGUCAGUUCCAUUGAACGCAAGAAGUGGAUGACGAUUCGACCGCUUCCGACAAAGAAGCCCAUCCCAUCUCAGUAUGACAUUUGCAUACAUGUGACAGCUGGCAAAAAGUGCCAAUACAUCGGAAACUGCACAUUUGCACACAGUACCGAGGAAAAAGACAUUUGGACAUACAUGAAGGAUAAUAACAUUACAGACAUGGAGCAGUUGUAUGAGCAGUGGCUGCUGUCUCAGAAGCCUGGUUGGAGCGAGGAAACUAGCAGUACCAGAGAGAACGGAAAGCCAAUUCACAUGCCCACAGACUAUGCUGAGGAAGGGGCGGGGAACCACUGUUGGCUAUGUGGUAAAAAUUGCAACAGUGAUAAACAGUGGCAGCAGCACAUCACAUCAGAUAAACACAAAGACAAGAUGUUUAACUCUGAAGACGAGCAAAACUGUUGGCAGUAUCGCUUUCCCACUGGCACUUUUAGAGUUUGUGAGAGGUACAGCAAAGGCACCUGCAUGGAGGAGGAUAUGUGUAAGCUGGCUCAUGGUAAUGAAGAACUAAAGGAAUGGAAGGAACGCAGGGAGUUUCUUUUGAUGAAAUUGGCCAAAGCGAGGAAAGACCAUCUUAUAGCUCCAAAUGACAAUGACUUUGGCAAAUAUAGUUUUCUGCUUAAGGACAUCAAUUAAUUGGAUAAUCACAUGCACUGCUACAAGCCUAGAAAAAACAAGCCUUGAACUUGCCAAUGUAAUGAAUGGAGAUUAAGAACACAGCAUUGAGCUUAACAGAGCUGUGGCACCUUCAAACACACAAGACUGCAGCAGUUUGUUGGUUGCAAUAAUUGAAUUAUUGCAAAGAUUGCUUGUCAAAAUAGGUGUGAUAAACUUGGAGAAGCCAAAGUUCAGACACAUCAGCGCAGGUAUUAUAGGACAACAUGGAAAACACAUUUGAGAAUGUAUUCCUUUUUUUGACAGCUAAAUGCUGUAAUUGUUUUGUACUAUUAAGUUUUGGGUUAUAUAUUUAGUCAUUUUUGUCAUUUAUCAUUCAUAUAUGCAUUCUAUCACACUUCUGUCCAUGUAAUUACACUUUGUGUAAGGCAUUAUGCCAUUUGUAGAAAGGAAUCUGAUUACCAACCAAAUAUAAAGCCUAAUAUUAAACACUUGCUUUGCUUUAUUUCAUAAA